UAUUUAUAAGGCAAUCAGUGUUUACACCAUAACAUGAAAUCAAGACCUCUCAGAGACUCCUCAUAAAGCACGCAGCAGCAACUGCUGUACAGAGAACAGAGAAGAACUACAUGCACCAUAUUCAGCUUAUAAUAAUUGAUAUCCUGUAGAAAGGUGCAAAAUGGCAGCUGCCAGUGUGACAAUGGCUGCUUCAGGGACAACAACAGAUGACCUGGAGGACUUCAGUGCUUAUGCACACUUGUCUCAAGAACAGCUGUUGCAGAUAGCUAUUGAACGAAGUCUAGCUGAUGCAAAUUUAACUCCAUGGCAGAAUCGACAAUUGCAAUCCCACACGCAGGCAGCUGCCACUAAAGCUACACAGCAACUGCCAUGUAACCCUAACUCAGCAAACCCUCCCAGUGAGAUGAAGUGUGCAAAAAUUGACAGAAAUGUUCACAAUCAUAUCUUCAGUAAUAACCAAGAAAAGGUGAUUGCCUGGACAAGGCACAAUGGACACCUGCGGGUCACAGUGGAGACUGUGAAUAAUUUAGACCCUUUUCUCUCGGCCAUUUGGAGAGGGGAUGCAAAGGCUCUACUAGACAUCAUUCAUUUAAAAUCUAAAAAUCUUGAUGAACCCAAUAAAGAUGGCUGGCUACCGCUUCAUGAGUCUGCGUACUAUGGCCAUUUUGAGUGCCUUAAGAUUUUGCUCAAAGCCAAACCAGAUGCAAUCAACAAACGAACAAACAGAAGUCAGACACCGCUCAUACUGGCUGUGAGUCGCAAACAUGUUUCUUGUGUCAAGCAUCUCUUGGAGGAAGGAGCUGAUCCUAACCUUGCCAACAGCCAGUGGGAGACGCCACUGUAUAAAGCAUGUGAGAAAGCUAAUGAGGAGACAGUGGAGCUUCUUUUGAGAUUUGGAGCUUCUCCAACCAGAGCCUGUGUUCAAGGUGGGACUCCGCUACAUGAAGCAGUGAGGAACAAAAAGUUAGACAUCUGUAAGAUGCUGAUACAUGCAGGGGCAAAGCAGUGGGCCAGAAAUGUUUAUGGCAUUGACGCUCUGUUUACGGCUGCUCAGUGUAAUGCUGUCAAAGAGCUUAACUACCUAAUAUGUAAAGGGGGUAAUGUAAAUACCCAGGCAGGUGAUGAUGCAUCCGCAUUGUUUGAGGCCUCUAAGAACGGUCAUGCUGAAGUUGUUGAGAUCCUUUUGUCAAAAAGAGCAGAUGUUAACAAAGCCAACAAAACUGGAUUACUUCCUAUUCAUGUUGCAGCAAAGAAUGGUCAUGACAGCAUUGUUGCCAUGCUAAUCCCCAGAACUAACGUAGUCAAAGUGAGACGCUCUGGCAUAAGUCCUCUUCAUUUUGCUGCAGAACGUAACAGAGAUGACGUUCUAGAAACGUUAAUUGAGGGUGGAUAUGACAUCAAUUUCAAGCUGUCAGAUGAUUGGUCAAAAAUGUAUGAAGAUCGUCGCAGUACGGCUCUGUACUCGGCUGUGGCAAACAGAAACACUGAGGCAGCGGCUAUGCUGUUAGAAGCAGGUGCUGAUCCAAACCUGGAUAUUUUCAACCCCCUGCUGGUGGCUGUAAGGAAAGGAAGUAUGGAAAUGGUGUCCUUACUGGUGAAGCACGGUGCUAAUGUCAAUGCUCUGCUUCCAACUCAUCCCACCAGCUUCCCAGCGGCUUUGGUUUUCUGUAUGAGGUACAAAGCAAUGAUGAAGUACCUGCUGGACAAUGGCUGUGAUGCACUAUCAUGUUUUACAUGUCAAUAUGGCAGUAAUCCUCAUCCCCCCAUUAAAUUAGCACGAAAUGGACGAGAAACAAUGUAUUUUUUAAAUGAUGAACCAUCAGAAUACUGUGUAGAGUUUUGUGAGGUCAUUUCUGCUCCCUCAGUCAGCAGCUGGGUGGGACCCAUCAUAGACACACUGCUUGACUAUGUGGGUCAUGUUAAACUUUGCUCUAGAAUAAUUGAACACCUAGACAGCAAUAAAGAUUGGGCCCAUAUUAAAGAAAGAUCAGUUCUUCCAUGCACAUUGAUGCAUCUGUGCAGACUCAAGAUUCGUCAACGAAUGGGCAUCCACAGACUACAGCAAAUCAGUGUUCUUCCUCUACCAGGAAGACUAAUCAAGUUUUUGAGUUACGAACCAGAAUCAUUUGAAGAUAUUCUGUGAUGAAAGGCAUGCCAUUCUUAAUUGUUUACAGAACAUUUACUACUUUAAAUCAUUUUGUUACAGAUAUCUGAGUGUUUUGAAAAUCAUUUAGCAUAAUUCAUUUCUGUUUGUAGGAGUCUCAAUACAUGUAAAUAAAGUAAUAUUUAAAAUGUACACAGUAUACAUAGAGUACAAAAUAAAAGAACUAGCACACAAGUAACGACAGCAUAUGAAGUGCUGGCUUUUAGUUUUCAGCAAUAUGUAAUUUUAUUAAUACCCACCUUUUUCCUGAGUAACCGAUGAGCGCGGUCAUAAUGGAUUCUAACUUAAGUUUGGGUGCUCUCCUGUUCCGGUCUCCAUUAAAAUCCAUGUUAAAACAGGUUAAAAAAAGAUCGACUGAAUUAAUUUAAAAGAAACUUUUUCAAACUAAAUGUAAAAAUGACACAGGGUUUAGCUGCGCUGUUAUUGGCUCCCACAGUAACAGCAAUAUGCUUAAGGAAUUCCCGUAAAGUAAGUUACUAGUGUGUUGCGUACCAGAAAAUCUGUCCUUGUCCGGCGGUGUAUGCGUUGCGUAAACGAUGACAAAAGAAAGCGAGUACGGUUUAAAUCGCUUAAGUUAAAAUACUGACACAUUAUGUGUGAAAUAAUAAAAUAAUAAGUAAAUAAUAAAAUAACGUGUGCUCUCAUCUUGCGGACAAACUUCACCCCGAUCGGGAGCUGUAUAUAUGUGCCCUGUUUUUUUUAAUACACCUCGCGCUUCCUGUCACCUACACACUCAUUAAACUAUGACAGGUGAGUUACUGCAAAAAGACGGUCAUUGCGACACUGUAAAGUGCUUCAACUGGCGCCAUGAACUUUUUAAAACCAUUUUUUCAUAGUUUAACGUUAUAUUAUCAGCUUGGAAAAUAUGUUAAUUUGAGUAGAAACACAAGAGACCGGAAUGUGUCCUGACGAUUGAAAAAUGCGCACCCAAGGUGCAGGGUAGGAUAUUUUAAUAAAAUAAUAAGUAGGAUUAAUUUCUUACGCAUCUCAUACUCCAUUGCUAGUUCCAAAACAUCGUUUUAGACCUAUGGAGGUUUGAGCCAUUAAUAGCGGACUAACGCAGUUAUUAAUUAAAUUAUUAGAGAGAGAGAGAGAGAGAGAGAGAGAGAGAGAGAGAGAGAGAGAGAGAGAGAGAGAGAGAGAUUAAGCCUGUGUGAAUUACCUGUGAGUCUGUCUGUGCGCCUCUCACCGUGUCUACACCGGACGCGAGCGGCGCGACAGUAAACGGCUGCCGCGUUCUAUUUAUGACGUGCUCACACAAAGUUCAAAUGAUAGGCAACUUUCGCUUUGUCGCGUCCAGUGUAGACAGACUUUAGCUGUUGCGGCGCGGCGCGACGACUGUCGCGUCCAGUCUACACCAGACGCGAGCGGCGCGGCGCGACAAAAUACACCAGAACCCAUUAUAAUGAUUGAUGCUGUCUACACUGGAUGCGGCGCGGCACGACACGACAAAUCUUUGACAGUAAACUGCCACCGCAUUCUAUUUAUGACGUGCUCUCACAAAGUUCAAAUGAUCUGCAACGGUCGCUUUGUCGCGUCCAGUGUAGACAGACUUUAGUUUUUAAACAACUGUCGAGUCCAGUGUAGACACGGUGUUAAAAGUGUUCGGCAGCAGCGUCUCUACUAAUAGUGAAACUUAUAAUGUCUUAAUGUCUUUUUAGCCUGUUGUUAGUGUAUUUAUUUUGUUUAGUUUUGGUUAGUUUGUGGGUUUUGGUUAUUUUGCUGUUUUAGGCUGUAUGGACCUUUGAAAUAACUGAAAUCAUGUGGCGAAUGGGAGUGAUAUAGACAUGUAAUGCCGUCAAAAACUGCAAAAUCUGCCUUGAACUACAUUCGCCAUGUGUUUUCCUGAAAAUAUUUGCACACCUUUGAACAUUCGUCAGCCAGUCAGUUUAAAGGAUUCAACAGCGUUGUAGUAUAACUAUUAGUGUACUUGCACACUAAGGCUUUUUAUAAUGUGAUUAUAAUACUAUAUAGAUCUUUAUAGUCUUUAAACAUGACUGAAUAUCUUUUGUGUAAUGUUUUGUUAUUCUACUGAUAUCAUGAAGACAAACUGUACUGUAAUGUACAUUAGUUUUGUAAUUACUUAAGUGAUUCUGUCAGAUUAUAAUUAGAAUUAGAGUUUAAAACUUUGUAAUGAAGAAGACCUGUACACGUUUUACGAUAGUUAACGUAAACUAGCUUUGUAAAUUAGUUUACAGUGAUGCACUUGUCAGAUUCUAAGCAGAAUUUGAGCUUAGAGUUGUUUAACUCUUGUAGUUUUACUGUAAAAGUGUGGUGUUUUCUAUUUCCUUGAGACUGUCUCUGUAAUCUUGCAGUAAAAUAAAACCCGUGCAUCUUA
Molecule: messenger RNA, 4502 nt
Organism: Labeo rohita (rohu)
Lineage: Eukaryota; Metazoa; Chordata; Actinopteri; Cypriniformes; Cyprinidae
Gene: asb2a.2
Product: ankyrin repeat and SOCS box containing 2a, tandem duplicate 2
Exons: 10
Coding region: 161-2143 (660 amino acids)
Biological process (GO): intracellular signal transduction
Molecular function (GO): protein binding
Source: RefSeq, a predicted model, not a curated record